AUGGCCGUGUCCAGUUGGAUGAUUCGAAGGAGCCUACGCCAGCGAAGUCGACCGGCACCGGAAGAUUGUUACCGGCUGGAUGCGGGCAAGACGCUGCGCGAAAACGCACAGGACAUUUUCACCGGGCUGUGUGCGUCCCAUACGACCACUAACAAGCGGCUCAGCCUGCUGAAUGGGCUGGUGAAGCUGAUUGACCGGUGGAAGCGAGACGUCGGGCUUGGAAGUGGUGGCUCACUGCACACGGAUACGACCGAUCCGAGUGGAUCCGAGCUGCGAAAGUCUACCGGUCAAAUAGCGGCGCUACGUGAGGCCACAUUCGUGUACACGGUGUUGGAAUGGAUCUGCUGCGUUAGCCGCUGUCUCGUGCAUCAGUUGCCGCAGAUUCGGGCAGGAGCUUUGCGGGCUUUACGACGGUUGUUGCUCACGCCGGAUGAUUUGCGCGAGCUGAACCGGCUCCAGUUGGCGCAUCUCACGUGUCGCAGCUUGGACGUGAUGCUGCGGAAUGGUGAGGAACGGCUGCAGGCGUUAAAGCUGGUCCGACGGAUGUUGGCGGUCUCGCCGGAGGAUCUACAUCCCGCGAUUGUCCACUGUUUGGUGGCGCUGUGCGAGAGCAGUAGCGGGUUAGGUGCGACUGGUGGCCCUGGUGGUGGUCCUGGUGGUGGACCGGGUGGUGGUGCUGGUGGGCACGUGGGUGGAGGACCCGGAGAAGACCGAUUGUUGCGGUGUUGCCUUGCGACACUGUGCGAAAUCGGUGUACUGAACCCGAUGCUGCUGAUCGCGUGUGGUGGAGUCGGUGUCAUCACACGCAGUGUCCUCGAAUGUCACAGCCCACGUAUCGCUGAAAGCCUUUGCGGUGUGCUGCUGUACCUGCUGGAGUGGCCACUGACGCGUGAAACCGCUGGAGUACGGCUAGAUUGCUUCGCUGCACCGUACUGCGAUUUUACGUACCGCGUCGGGAUCAUGGAUCGGAAUAAGGAUGCGCGCGAUUUGCGCUUCACCUGCAGCCGGCUCGCCUUACUGUCGGUGUUGCGAUCGUGGGCGGGAACGAUCGAGUUUUGUGACCCACACCGGCCAUCUGGCUUGAAGGCGCUCAUCGGCAUCCUGUACCUGAAUCAGCUCGAGAUCCGGAAAGCCGUGCUUGACCUGCUGUACGAGCUGAUCGGGCUUCCGCAGCCGGUUUGGACCGAUGAGUAUUCCGUCGCGAUGUCCGCUGUUGAUCCGGCAGAGUAUCAGGACGCUUGGCGAUUGCAUGAAGGGUUCGUAGCAGCGGAAGGUACCGCCAUCCUUCCCAGUCUGGCCGGAGCUGUUCCGAACCUCUGCGAGGUACAUCUCGCACUACUGCUGUACUGCUUCGUCGAACACGGGCUGCUGAACGCGCUCAUCGAGGUCAUCAUCUCUAGCGACACGUUCAUCUCGGUGCGUGCCACCAUCCUGCUGGCGAAGAUAUGCCACCAACUGCACUGUCUACUUCCUGCGGAGAUUUGCACGCGUACACCGGCCGCAGCCCUACCGGCGUUGGUCGCCCGUGCGAUCGAGGGAAGCCAUCAAGCGCGAGCGGCCAUUAGCGCCCUCCAGCAGCAUCACCUGAUGCUACAGAAUCGGCCCGCUUCCUGUAGCCUUUAUCUCGAUUGUAUCAUUCAGAGUGGGGCGUUGAUUAACACACGCGCUUUUCGCCGGGAGCUGGUUCCAACUGCCGGACAACAGACACCAAUCCCGGGGAAAUACGGCACACUAGAUGGGUUGAAACGCGUGCGGCAUGACUCAACCGGAUCAACCGGGGGUCUUGGCGGGUUUAGUGGGUUUUUCGCAAACAUGUCUGGGAGUGGUGGUGGAUCGGCGUACGAUUGGAACUGGUCCCGACAGCCCGGAUACGAUGGGUUCGAGCGAGAUCUUACUCGAAGCAGUAGCAGCAGUGGAGGUAGCAGCAGCACGCUCAAACGCACCGCUAAGCGGAAUGUGCUGCAGCAGCUGUGGUCCAGUCUAAAGGAAGGUGAUCGGUUGAUUAAGGAUUCGAACGUACUUGCGGUGAAGGACGCUAACAUGUGGGAUUGGGAUAUCAUCAUUACGAUCCUGAGGUCUGACCUGCUAGGGAUGAAGCUGGAUGAGCAGAACACACGCUUUGUGCGAAGGAUUGUCGAUUACUUCAAGCCAAGCAACAAUCGGUUCUCGCAUCAGGAUUUUUCACAUCUCAACAGCAACCGUCAGAUGCCAGCGUACGUGACGGCUGGCUUGGAGCUGAUCGACACGAUGUUACAAUCACCAGAGCUCGAGUACAUCCGCAACCUAACGGAUCUGUUCACCGACAUCAGCCGGCAGCUGUUGGCGAUUCAUGCGAAAAAAUCCGCCCACGAGUGCCUGUUCAGUCCGCUGCACAUGACCGGUACGAUGUGUCAGCAUUACUUCCUGUUUAUCGGCCGAAUGUGUCGCACCGAGCGCGGGCUCGAGAUCCUUCGCAACACGGACGUGUUUAAGGAACUAACGACGAUCGUGUUGAAAACGAAUCACCUUUGCUACGUGAAGCUGAUCGUGUCUGGGCUCGAUUACAGUCUCGAGGGUGAACCACGUGCGAUUCUGGCCAAAGCGUUAUUGCGGCAUCCUUGGCCGAAAGCGCGGCUGUACGCGACCCAACUAAUGCGCGUUUUGUUACGCGCUCGAUUGCCAAACUUUGAGGUGUGGGGUAUACAGCUGAUGUUGAAGCUGGUGGCGGCCAUAUUGGGUGACGGACAGGCCCGGUGUGUGCAAGCCGCCGCUCUGGAGCUGCUUGAAGAGGCGUGCUACGAACGAUCGUACCUCGAAGAGUUAGCACACUCUUGGCCACGGCUUGAUCGGCUUGGCCACCGUGGGAAGAUGGUGCUUAUGCGGUUCUACUCGAUUCCGCGUGGGUUGAAUCACCCCGAAGCUCGCGUUCCACAAGAGCUCGAGCAGUGGGUUGCGGUUCAUAACGAGCGGUACGUACUACUGGUGGAGGCGGACACACACGCUUACCUAACGCAACACACACGCACCGAGGAUGGCACGUACAGUCGGCGACAUGUGGCCAGUGGAGCUCCAAGUGACGGAACAUCGGCAGCUGGGGCACCUAACCUCGCACCACAUUUGUAUGGCCAGUUGGUACAAACGAGCCAGGGUUUCUCGCAACUGCUGCGUCACGGUCAGGUUCCGGAACUGGCGGAACGCGUCCGAGCUGGUCAGUGUGGGGAUGAACGUGAGUGCUUACGUUUGAAAGCGGCCAUGUGGGCGAUGGCACAUACCUACACGAAUAAGGAAGCGAUCGAGUACAUGAGCGAGCAUUAUCCGUGGUUAUUACCACAGCUGGUUCUGCUCGUACGUUCCGCUGAAGUCUACUCGAUCCGUGCGACCGCCCUCGGAGGGUUGUGUCUGGUCGCCAGCACCGCUUCCGGUGCCGAUGCGCUUCGUUCGCUCGGUUGGGUCGCGGUACGUCACGACCGGAACACACACUGGCCGGUACACGAACCGGGUGAUUGGUUAGGUCCAGCUGGGGCCACUCCGACCGUUCCCUUUGGCAGUGAGAGUGAUGGAGAUGGACCACCGGGUGGUGGACGACGACGGCCUAGCUUCGUUUCGACCACCGAGGAUGAUAACAGUGCCGCCAACAGCCUAUCCGUGAGUUUGGCCGCGGGUGCGACCGCUUCCUCCUCGGGGCUAGUGUCCGGAGCGGGUGAUUUCUCGCCCAUUCCAAGCUCCUCGUUGCUUGGGAGUUCCGAACGGGAGGGGCCUAGUUUGGGCCGGAAGCAGCAUCGUCUCGCGAGUCACGUCCGGCGGCCGCUAUUGUCCUGUUCGUCGGCGGAUGGAGAUGAAAUCGAGAUGCUCGAGAAUCCACGUGUGCUCGGAUCGGGCCAUGUGCCCUCGUACGCGGAAUCGUUCGCGUACAGCAUGAAGAUUGGCAGUCUCGAUCGGAAGUACCACCGGCUUAGUUUGCAGCACUACUCUCUCAGCGAAGAUGGCAACACGGGCUCGAAGAUGAACCGAUCGUUUCAUCCUACGAAAUCAAACCCGCAAGGACCGUGUUUUGUCGGUAUUUGCUUCCCACGUGACAUUAUGGAGCUAUUUCCGGAACACGAACAGCACCGUCCCUUGACAGUAGGGUCGAUUAUACUUUCUAACCGUGGUACGAUGCGUCCAGCUAAGGAUACAACCCGCUCGGCAAAGUUCGCUAAGACGCACCCAAUACGCACGCUCGAGUUAGAAGAAGAUGGCACGUUCGAUUACGAACAGGAACCAAAAAGCACUCCAGGAUCCACUGACGUGCCGGACGAUCGAACCCAAGUCCGGUGGUCACAUGCCCGACACAAUCGAACCCAAUGCGUUCGAUGUUGCCGCAGCGAUAAUCCUGACGAACGAUGGAACCCACGUCAGACCGGUCCCGAUCGGCCUCCGGUAGAUGACGCGAUCGCAAACAACAUCCUGCGGCACGUGCAACGACUCGCGAAUCCCGUGUGGAGUAAGCAAUCCCGAAGCGUCCUGCUAGAUCUCAAACAAACGCAACCGGACGCGUUUCAGGACGUGUGUCUCUACUCGGAGGUUUGCCGGUUACUUGGCCGAAACACGUACCGGCUCGGAUCGCGCCGGUUUUUGCAGGAAUUAUUCCUUGAUCUCGACUUCCUUGGCCCUGCUGGUGACGGUGAUGAACCACCGGCCAAACCGGCCGCUCCGUUACACAUCCAAACGCAGAAUCUCCCGCCAGUGGCUGGCAAGGGCUCGACCUUGUUACGAUCGCCUCCGUUGGCCAGCGUGUAUGAGGCGAGUGUGGAGAACCUCGACGAGAUGGAUUCAACUCCCGGGCAACAUUCGACACAGGACAAACCCCUUGUUCAACGUGUCCUAGAUCCACCUCGGCCGGAAGACGAAGCGGUGCGUUUGCGUGCGGUUCCAACGGCUCUUGGGCUACCACCUGCAAACCGGCCCCGUUCAACCGGAAGUCAGAGCACGGUCGGAGGUGCUGGUACGGUUCCUCCACGACCUCGCUUUUACACGCUCGAAAUGGAUCUAAGCUGUUCACGCAAUAAGUUCCCGAUCCGCGAUCGUAGCCGGCAUGAUUAUUCACCCACGACGCCCACGGCUGGACCAAGUCAACCGUCACCACUGUCCGCUAGCAGCUCGUCGACAUCCUUCAUCAGCACCGGAAGUGCGAGUGCCGUCACCAGCCCGACUCAACCCGGACCCGCCAACUUUGGGGCGCUUUUCUGUGAGCAACGACUCCGGUUGAAGGCGUCAAAAUCUGAGGCCACUCUUACGAAGAAUAAGUAGACACCGCCGGCAAUGCUGAAGGGUCCUUUGCAGGACCUUCACUCAGCGGGCUGUUACAAUCCAAAGUUACGUUAAUCGUUCCCAAACUGCCGUCGAACCUGUUGCGGCGUAGUAUAGCGUACUCCUCGUACUCCUUUGCCGAACCUGCAGGAGUCGACCUGACACGCGCGAGAACACCCAAACCGAUAUGUGUUCCGCAUCCCCCUUCCCCCAUCCCACGAAGCACGUCGAUUGUAUUAUAUCUAGAGGCGUAAGUUUAGCUAGGGAGUUUGCGAAAGAGGCCACCCACGCUCGGAUGUGGUGUACUCCGUGAUCGUAUUAGUCUACAAACCCCCCUUAUUUUUACCCCACUCGAGCGUGGGGACGUGUGGCCCCUUUGUGUAGCUAGGUAUCGUGUGGGCACUUCCGGCCUUUCAAGAGCCUGCGCGAAAUGGUGCGCCUUGUAACCAUUAGUAACCAUCUUCGU
Messenger RNA from Anopheles nili, 5734 nucleotides. It is a transcript of the gene rictor, whose product is annotated as rapamycin-insensitive companion of mTOR. The record is from RefSeq and is a predicted model, not a curated record. Gene Ontology annotation, cellular component: TORC2 complex. Gene Ontology annotation, biological process: TORC2 signaling; positive regulation of phosphatidylinositol 3-kinase/protein kinase B signal transduction. Lineage: Eukaryota; Metazoa; Arthropoda; Insecta; Diptera; Culicidae. Gene Ontology annotation, molecular function: protein serine/threonine kinase activator activity. Bases 1 to 5268 code for a protein of 1755 amino acids. The transcript has 6 exons.